Molecule: messenger RNA, 1961 nt
Organism: Lingula anatina
Lineage: Eukaryota; Metazoa; Brachiopoda; Lingulata; Lingulida; Lingulidae
Biological process (GO): cellular response to tumor necrosis factor
Cellular component (GO): cytosol
Molecular function (GO): NF-kappaB binding
Source: RefSeq, a predicted model, not a curated record
CUGACGUCAUCUCCAAGGGUUUCUGUGGACAUCUGUGGAUCACUUAGGGGAACAAGAAAAAAGAUCACCAGUCAGUAUAAUAAAAAGAAGAAGCUUUAGCAGGAUGUAUUCGCCAACAUGCCAACCAUUCAACCAGCGGAGUCUGUACAAGAAACCGAUGAAAUUUGCGUGUACAGGCCCAAGGACUUGGAGCCUUCCCUGCCCAAAUGACAGGACAAAAAUGACGGAAGACCUGGACACUGUUCGCGAAACCCUCCUGUCUUCCAUACAAAACAACAACCAUCAACACAUCGCUGUUCUGGUGGACAAAUACAAAGAGUUCCCGGAGAUCGGUGGUCAGCCAACGAAAGAUGGGUUCUGUCCCAUUGUCCACGCCGCCAAGAAGGGCGCCCUCCAGUUUGUCACUAAAUUUCUGAAGCAUGGCGUUGACGUGGACGCCACGGAUGGGUAUCAGUGGACGCCCUUAAUGGUUGCAUCUGCGGAAGGUCACCUGGGCGUUGUAAAGGAGCUGCUGGCGGCUGGUGCAAGAGUAAACCGUCAAAAGAGCAAUGGUAUCUCCGCUCUGUGGAAGGCUUCGGAACAGGGUCACUUGGACAUCGUCGACACUCUCAUUGCUGCGGGGGCUAACUGCAACCUGGCCAAUAAAAGCGGUGCAAGUUGCCUGUGGAUCGCGUGCCAGCACGGUCACGUGGCCGUUGUGACGUCACUGAUGAAGGCAAGUGCUGACGUAAAUGGUCGGCGUGAUGACGGUGCUUCUUGCCUGUGGAUUGCGGCUCAGGAGGGACAUGAUGGCGUUGUUGGGGAACUGCUGAAGAAUGGUGCCGAUAUAAAUGCAGUGAAUGCAAAUGGUAUCAGCAGUUUGUGGAUUGCCUCACAAGAAGGGCACACGAAGGUGGUGGAGAUACUUCUUAAAGCUGGGGCCGAUGUCACCGUGGGGAGCAAGCACGGGGCAUGCAGUUUAUAUGUAGCCUCCCAGAACGGGCACACAGACGUGGUCAAGGCACUCUUACCUGCAGAUCCUUUCUACCACAAGACGCAGGGGCCGACUUGCUUAUUCAUAGCGUCCCAGAAUGGCCACGGGGGCGUUGUGGAGGCCCUCCUGGCAACUGGGGUUGACCCCAACUCGACCAUGUCUUCUAGCGGAGCCAGCAGUUUAUUUGCCGCCGCAGAAAAUGGUCAUAAAUCUGCUGUUCAGGCCCUCUUGGCAGGGGGAGCCAAAGUCAACCUGCCGUCCAAGAGCGGUGUGACCGCCCUCUAUGUGGCAGUUCAAAAGAACCACGCGCACGUGGCUGAAGUGCUGUUGGCGGCUGGUGCAGAUGUUCAUUUCACGAAAGCCGACGGUUGGAGCAGUCUCCACGCCGCCUGUCACCAUGGGAACGUUGCUAUCAUCGAUGCACUUCUCAAGAAAGGAGCAAAUCUAAACCUCCAAAAUAAGAUCGGACGCACGGGGCUUCACCUUGCCGCCCAACAGGGGCACAAAGAAGUGGUAAGAUUGUUAAUUGACAAAGGUGCUGACGUCAGUGUCAAAGAUAGUGCUGGAAAAUUGUUUUACGAGAAAGCAAGAUCUCAGGAUAAGGAAGAUUUCGUCAAGAUGUUUCAAUCUGUUAAGUUAUAGACUGCUGAAAGAUGUUUAAAUACCAAAGGAUCAUAGAGAAAAGGUUAUUGAAUCAAGGGCAAAGUUUGCAAUAAUUCACGCUGUCUGUGAAAAUGAUUUAUUAAGUUGGCACUCCUUUUUUGUAAAAUAUCUCAGAGAUUCAAUAUGUUAGGGAAGUUAUCAAAGUAGUUGUUUUGCUUUAAAGUAUGUUGAACUGUUAGAGUUUCUCUGAUAUUGUUUGGUUUUUGGGGUUUUAGUAACGUAAAACGUUUAUUUGAUGUUAUAUUUAUAAUGCAAAAAGUAACAAACGAAAAUCCUGAAAUUUACAAAACCUGUUAUGAUGAGAAUAAAAUAUGCGAAAACUGAA